This is a messenger RNA of Phytophthora sojae, 693 nucleotides long. RefSeq lists its product as hypothetical. The coding region runs from base 1 to 693 and encodes 230 amino acids. NCBI's taxonomy places the organism in Eukaryota, Oomycota, Peronosporomycetes, Peronosporales, Peronosporaceae. Gene Ontology annotation, biological process: DNA integration; DNA recombination. The record is from RefSeq and is a predicted model, not a curated record. Gene Ontology annotation, molecular function: DNA binding. The transcript is spliced from 2 exons.
AUGGACCGCUUCGGCCAUUAUCUCGCCACUAAUGACGCACGUGUCAACUCGGACUAUCAAGAUGCUGUGCUAACCUGCCUCAUGUGGCACUGCUUCGGCCGCUCGUCGGACCUAGGCUACCUGCGCAAGCAACAUGUAUCAGUGUCAGUGGACGGCGUCUUCUACCUGCGGCUCCUCCGCGUUAAAACGGCUGAAGAACAAGGGUUAACGCUCAUACCUGACAAGGAGGACUUCCUGACAUGCCCGCUUCACUCCCUCGCGGUAGCUCUCGUCAUGCAGGCCGCGCCCUGCGCGGCUCUGUUAAGCCAGCUCCCUGAGCUUGUUGCGACGAGCGAGGAGCCGCUAGACCCCGGUGUGCCACUGCAGGCCUUGCUAGAAGCAGAGCCAGCUACGCUCAGGGUCGCCCUGAUGCCACCCUCGCCUGCUGUCGCCGCUCCCGUUCCCGCGCCAAGUCCCGUGCCAAGCUGCAGCUCAAGUCCCCAACCUGCAAGCACAGAAGCGCAAGUGAGUAGUACAACGAUGGCCAGCGCUGGGGAGAAGACGUGCGGUGAAGACGGUGUUCAGGCGUAUGUGAACCGCCUCCUCAAGCGCGUUGCCGAGCCCGCGGGAGCCACGACCGACUUGACUUCCCACUCCUUCCGACGCGGCGGCGCUCAGCACGCUAACGGAGACGAUCGCCUUGCCGCUCAGUGA